Messenger RNA from Rosa chinensis, 3453 nucleotides. RefSeq names its product topless-related protein 1. The record is from RefSeq and is a predicted model, not a curated record. Lineage: Eukaryota; Viridiplantae; Streptophyta; Magnoliopsida; Rosales; Rosaceae. The transcript is spliced from 25 exons. Gene Ontology annotation, molecular function: protein binding. The coding region runs from base 188 to 3364 and encodes 1058 amino acids. Gene Ontology annotation, biological process: regulation of DNA-templated transcription.
AAUGCUGUGAUAUGUGGUGCGAAUAGUAAUUUUGUUUACUUCUCUGCCGUUUAUACAUAUCUCACCUUACAUAAAUGCCAGCAAGUGGAGCUAAAAUCAGAGACACAAUCACAAUUGUUCCUCUGCUCUUCAGUCUUGAAACUCUCAACUUCUGAGGUUCCAGACUCUCUACCUUGGGCAUUGUGGGAUGUCUAAUCUCAGUGAAGAUCUUGUGUUCUUGGUCUUAAAGUAUUUGGAUGAGGAAGGUUAUAAAGAAGCCGCCCACAUGCUUGAGCGUGAAAGUGGGCUUUACUUUGACAUGAAUUAUUUUGAAGAGCUGGUGCUUAGUGGAAAAUGGGAUGAAGCAGAGAAAUACCUCACCGGCUUCACAAAGCUCGAUGACAAUAAGUACUCGACUAAGAUCUACUUUGAAAUCAGGAAGCAACAUUACUUUGAGGCACUUGACAAAAAAUGUCUUGCCGAGGCUUUAGAUGUCCUCACAAAUGAUCUACAAGUUUUUGCUAAAGGUAAUGAAGAGCUAUUCAAAGAAAUGACUCAACUUAUGACAUUUGAGAAUAUAAGGGAACAUGAGUCACUCUCUAUGUAUAGAGAUACAAAGUCUGCAAGGAAGGUUAUGAUGAAAGAAAUCAGGAGGGUAAUUGAGGCAAAUCCAAUUUUCCGUGGUAGACUGGAAUUUCCUAUCGUAAAAGGCGAGAGAUUACGGCGUCUGAUUAACCAAAGCUUGAAUUGGCAGCAUAUGCAAUGUGAAGAUCCUCAUCCAAAUCCAGCCAUUGACACCCUUUUUAUUGAUCAUGUUUGUGACCCACAGGUCUGUAUACAACAUUCUCCAUCAAUUGAAAAUAAUGCAAAACCUUCCCGGACCACAUCAUAUCAAUCUCCAACUUGUUCUGUGAAGUCAAGUCUAUCUACCAUUGCACAAUAUGCAUCGUGUAUUGGAGGAUCUUUCCCUGCAAAUAACCCAGCUACUGAGGUUAUUGAGGAUUCUGAUGUUUUAUCCAAAAGGAUGCCCAUUGUAACUGGGGAUGAGGUAACAUCAACUAUCACUGAUCAUGGCCAAAAUCAGAUCUCGGAACUUGCCAUAUCCAAAAAUCUUCCCAGUACUGUUGUCCGUACAUUGGAUGAGGGGUCUUCUCCAGUGAGCAUGGAUUUUCAUCCCGUUUGGCUUACUGUUCUUCUAGUUGGAACUUCUGCUGGGGAAAUAGGACUGUGGGAUAUUAGCUGCGGUGGAAAAAUGGUUGCCAGAAACUUUAAUGUUUGGGAUCUUGGAGCAUGCUCGAUGGCCUUAAAGGUAGCACUAGAAAAAGAUUCACAUGUCUCUGUUAAUCGUGUGUUAUGGAGUCCGGAUGGUUUCUUAUUUGGGGUUGCAUAUUCAAAACAUGUUGUGCAAUUAUAUUCUUAUAUUGGAGGAGAUGAACUGGAUCAAAUAUUGGAAAUUGAUGCUCAUUUGGGUGGUGUAAAUGAUUUAGCAUUCUCUUCUCCUGAAGGGGAACUUUUGGUCAUAACAUGUGGUGAUGACAGGACCAUCAAGGUGUGGGAUGUGGUUAGUGGUAACCGAUGCUUUACUUUUGAAGGUCAUGAUGCUCCUGUUUAUUCCAUCUGUCCUCAUAUCAAAGACAAUAUCCCUUUUAUCUUUUCAGUCUCAACAGUUGGCAGGAUCAAAGUGUGGUUAUAUGACAAUUUAGGAGACAGAAUUGAUUAUGAUGCUCCUGGUCUUGGUUGCACCAAAAUGGCUUACAGUGCUGAUGAGAGGCUUUUUUCAUGUGGGACCAGUAAAGGAGGGGAAUCAUAUCUUGUUGAAUGGAAUGAUACUGUUGGUUGUUUCAAAAGAGUUUACAAAGGACUUGGGCCAAACCCAUUGUCUGCCGUGCAAUUCGAUAUAACCAGUAACCAGCUUUUGGCUGCUGGUGAUGACCAUAUGGUUAAAUUUUGGCAUAUGGACAACACUCAACUUUUGAAUACCAUUGAUGCUGAUGGUGGAUUACCAGCAAAUCCACAUAUUCGCUUCAACAGUGAUGGCUCCCUAUUAGCUGUUUCUUCAAGUGGAAACCAAAUCAAGAUACUGGCAAAUGCUAAUGGUCUUGAUUUGCUGCAAGGAUGUGGGAAUGAUUCUAUCGAUGCCUCUGGAGUUGAAUCUGAAACUUCAAGAAAGAAUGGGAAUGUGGCAGAAGUGAAUUCAAAAACAACAGGAGAAGCCACUUACGGAGAAAAGGCAUGGGAAACUAUUGAGAGACCUUCUCAAUGCCAAUCUUUGCAGCUAUGUGCUGAUGUCAAAAGAACCAAGAUAUCCAAGCUGAUCUACACCAAUGCUGGUGACGCCAUUUUGGCAUUAACAUCAAAUGCCAUUCAUCUACUCUGGAAAUGGCCGCAGAACGAUCUUAGUUCUAGUGGAAAGGCAACUACCAAGGUUCAACCUCUUUUAUGGCGACCAACGAGUGGCUUACAGCUGAUGAGCAAUGACCUUUCCAGCACCAACCCUGAAGAGGCCAUGCCAUGCUUUGCUUUGUCCAAGAAUGAUUCAUAUCUUAUGUCAGCAUCAGGAGGGAUGAUCUCCCUUUUUAAUGUUAUAUCGUUUAAGACAAUGAGGAAAGUCAUGGCUCCACCACCUGCAGCAACAUGCCUUGCUUUUGAUCCUCGAGACAACAAUGUAGUUGUUAUUGGCAUGGAUGAUUCCACAAUUAUGAUAUAUAAUGCUCGCUUGGAUAAGGUCACAAAAACGCUUGCUGGUCACACCAAAAGAGUCACUUCCCUUGCCUUCUCUACCUCUAUGAAAUCACUUGUUUCUUCUGGUGCUGAUGCUCAGAUUUUUGUGUGGAAUGCUGAUGAGUGGAAAAUACAGAGAAGCCAAGUGCUGCAGAUUCCAGAUUGGAACAAAUUGAGAGCAUUAUCAGACUCAGAUACCCAUGUCCAGUUUCACGAGGAUCAGCUGCAUUUCCUAAUCGUACACAAGACUCACCUUGCAAUAUACGAAGUGAAAGAACUAGGAUGUGUAAACGAGUGGGUCUCAGAUUCUUCUGUACCAAUUUCCCAUGCAACGUUCUCAUGUGAUAGCCAGACAGUAUAUGCCAGCUUUGUGGAUGGAACCAUAGGCAUAUUUGACGCUUCUGUUCUUGUACUAUGCUGUCUUAUCAAGCCCUCCGCUUACCUUCCUACCGAUAUAAGUUGCAGUUAUACUGUGUACCCAGUCGUCAUUGCUGGGCAUCCACAAAAACCAACCCAGUUUGCCGUUGGACUCUCUAAUGGUGAAGUUCAUGUGCUUGAGCCUUUAGAAUCAGAAGGCAAAUGGGGUAUAUUGCCCACGGUUAAAAGGACUUUGAAGAGCAGUGCGCCUGCAAAAUCUACCUUUCGGGGCUUCUUGUAUGAAUAAAUCUGAGAAACAAUUUUAAGUCUUAAACUCUAUAGUUUGCGUAAUUUUGUGACUUCAAUGAAAAAUUUGUACUCGUUGGUUCUGUUUCA